AUGAUAAAUGAUAACAAGGAGGUGAUAGGUUUUAUGGCUCUCAGCGAUCAUCCUAAUGUACCCGCAGUUGAUCCGUCUGAUUGGGAAGUAUGGAUGCGUAAUUUAUUUCAAGAAGAAGAUAAUGAUGAUAUAGUAAAGCUACUCGGUAAUAACUGUCCGAGAUUGCAAGAUGAAUAUGGCGAUUAUUACAUCAGCGAAAUUAUUGGAUGUCAUCCAGAGAUGAAUAGAAAAAUUAUCGUGGCUGAGUAUCAAGAUCACGCCGUCGGUGUAAUGUGUUUGAAUACUGAAAUUAAUUAUGAAAUGCUUCAAAAAACCUAUGAUCUAACUCCUUUUCAUGGAUUAAGAAAAUCUACACCUCUAGAAAAGGAGAAGUAUAAACGAGCAAAUAUGCUUCUAGAUAUAUUUGGAGAUCCUAUAAUGCGCGGCAAGUGGAGUCCGUUCCGUGAUAAUACAAAUACUGUACAUGUUGAUUCAAAAUAUAAAGAUAAAAGCAGUAAACGUUCCAAAUCUGCUAGUAAAGUAAAUUUCGAUUCGGAAGGCAUGACAAAACGAAGUUUCGAACAUUUCUAUUAUCCGAAUACGUCCGAGGAUUUCAGCGAGAAGGAAAUUAAUUCUCCGUCGCUUUCAGUAGCAACUAAUCCAUCGAUUAUGAAUUUCUUCUUAGACGACGAUGCUUUUGAGUACGAGAUCGUUAAUAUAGAUAAAACAUUACUGACAAUACCCGAGGGAUUGUCAUGUGAUUUAAUGAGGACGAGUUCGUUGUUCUUCCUUCCAGAUUCAAACAAGAAAGAAUCCAAGUCAUCGUCUGAGCGUAAAUCUCAAAUUAAAAUUCAACAUGAAAGUCCCAGUCCUAUAAAAGAAGUUCAUGUUCCAAAAUAUCACGGAGGACCAAAUGCUUUUAUUAUCGAACUGUUUGGUUUACGUGAUGACAUCGACGACAGGAAAAUCCGAGCUCGUAAAGCCGAAGUAAUGGAUAUUCCCCAAGUAUCACAUUUAUUGCAAAGCUUAGACGGUAAAGAAACAAUAUGGACGGUUGAAAAUACUAUAUUAAAUAAAAAUCGCUUGGAAUGUUUUGUGUUUAUGAGUGGUACCGCUUUAAUAGGAGUUGGUAUUUUAGAACAACCAGAACAAAUAGAAUUCAUGCGAUCUAAGUUUAAUUUAGACUCACUAAGACUUCAUAAGUAUCACAUACAAGCGGGCAAAAAUGCUGGUUUUGUGACACUAAAGGCUAUUGUAGUUUAUUCGGUAUUUGAACCGCAUUAUAGAUUCUUUGCAAGAGAAUUGUUGAGACUAUCAGGGAAUAAUUCACUUCUGUGGUUAACUGCGUAUAAGAAUAAAUGGGUAACACAUAAAGCGAAUUCCUUGGCUGGAGCAAUGAUACCUCUCACACCAAGACCGACAGAGAUCGACUGUACAUCUGUACCAGAAUUAAGAAGAAUCCGCAAUCUUUCAAAGACUGUCGACUCAAGUUCCUAUUUAUUCUUCACUAAUGUAACACUAGUUUCGCCCGACGGCUUGCCUUAUGCGAGACGGACGAAACAUACAUCGGAGAUGAUGUUCGAGAAAUAUCGCUUGAAUUCAGAUAAAUAUUUGAAAAGUAUGCCUUAUACUUAUUACGUGAACGUCGUACAGGGUUACUUAAUCGACAUAAACAAGAGAGGUGAAAUUCCUUUGUACACUCGUUUGGAUAUUCCUCAAUCUAAUCCGGAGCCAAUCGUUAGCAACUUUACACCGUCUAAUGUUUUCAUUGUAAACAGUAUACAUGAUGCUAACAGAGCUCUAAAUUUUGUUAAAUUAUUCAUGUGGCAAGAUAUGGAUUCUAUUAAUAAAAGCGGCAUGGCUUACGAUGGAGGUAUACUCAUAGAUCAUGAGUUCAAAACAAAAGAUCCUUCGAUAUACGCAGCGGGAUCGGUCACGAAGUAUUAUAGAAAAUACCAAGCAGAGAACAAAAGACAAAAAUAUUACGAUGCGUAUGAAGUGGGAAUGACGUUGGGCAAUCAAAUAAGAAACAAAUUAGACCCACUGCUUACAGAAGUAAAGAAUUCGGAAAAAUUUCCUCGAAACUCAUUAAAAAAUGUCAGUUUUGAUGAAACCUCUAUAGGGAACACGUCGUUUAAUAGUUGCGGAUCUCGGGAAUCUCGAGAUAUUGAAGUAUGUCCUGACCUACCUCAAUUUAAGAAACCUCUUGUAUUGCAUUGUUAUUUACCUGGAGGGCUACAGUACUUAGAAGUAUGUCCUCCGGGAAAAAAAUUACCACAUUAUUAUGUACAGUCUUUAGAGUAUAAUGGACAGAGUCAAGGUGACCCUCUUGCUGAAACUGUUAGGAAUAUUGGUGACAGCAUAAGCAAUCAGUCUUGCAAACUAAGGACAAAGUCCAAGAUUCGAUCCAGAUUCGAAAAGUCACCGUAUUACGAAGCCAUUACUGACUAUGUUAUUAAAUGGCUAUCAGAAAACGAUAUUCUACUGCCGAUGUAUUUACAGCCGUGGCAGACGACGGACUACGCCCACGAUGUUGACAAACAUCCAGUAUUUAGAAAACGAAGGAAGACUAUGACUAAAAUGUUAUCUACGAUCUUUUAA
Messenger RNA from Danaus chrysippus (African queen), 2580 nucleotides. The record is from the annotation of a GenBank genome assembly. Lineage: Eukaryota; Metazoa; Arthropoda; Insecta; Lepidoptera; Nymphalidae.